Molecule: messenger RNA, 518 nt
Organism: Anoplophora glabripennis (Asian longhorned beetle)
Lineage: Eukaryota; Metazoa; Arthropoda; Insecta; Coleoptera; Cerambycidae
Product: gonadotropin-releasing hormone II receptor-like
Exons: 3
Biological process (GO): G protein-coupled receptor signaling pathway
Cellular component (GO): membrane
Molecular function (GO): G protein-coupled receptor activity; peptide binding
Source: RefSeq, a predicted model, not a curated record
GAAUAAUAGUUUUAGGAGCGGUUAAACAGACCAACGGAAGUCGCUAAAAGGAAGCUGAUAAUCGUAAAGGAAUUAGGAUUGUUUUGAAUGGACGAAAAAGAUAAGCCCAUGGAUAUAUUUGAGACCACAAAAUGUCUACAUUUCAGAAAAUCCAAAUUCGCCGUAUAAACCGCCAGCUCAACUAGAGGCCUCCGAUGCGAGAUCCCUAUACAAUAGAAAUGGACCGGGACGUCGAGGAAGGCCUCUCCGCCAACCUGACCUUGAACUGCAGCCCAUUCUGUGCCGAAAAGGUCCUCCCCGAGUCCAAUUUAACCCAGGUGUCGUCCGAGGCCCUCCUGAAACCCAACUUCUCCGUGACCGUCGUGUAUUGCGCUCUAUUCGUCGUCGCAGCGGUGGGCAAUUUAACCGUCUUCAUCUCCCUGUUCCGGUCCAGGCAUCGGAAAUCGAGAAUCAGCCUAAUGAUACGACAUCUGGCCAUCGCCGACCUCAUCGUGACAUUCAUCAUGAUCCCCCUCGAG